CUUCUCCGGGGUCGCCCCUCCUUCACCUGCCUCAGUCCACUUUCUGUCUUGUCCCUGCUCUUUCAUUAUCUAAUUUUCCUUCUUCAAACCUUGUCGCAGGGGCGCUCAGGAUUUUAAGCCUCCUCCCAGGUUACCCAUCAGAAUGUCCACUAACUGGUUCCGCAUGAUUGAUGUGGUUGAAAAGUUGUGCUACUUGAGUGUCUUUCAGGAGCUCUCCUGCCUUGGCCCCUCACCCCUGAAAAUGUAUGCCUGCUCCAAGUUCGUCUCUGCCCGCUCCUUGGGCGGCAGCAGCUUGGCAGUGCAGCAGCCUCUGACCUCACUCAUCUCUAGCCACAGCUUCCACACCAGUACCGUUUCAAGGGACAUCGACACGGCCGCCAAGUUCAUUGGGGCCGGGGCUGCUACAGUUGGGGUGGCUGGCUCUGGGGCUGGGAUUGGAACUGUUUUUGGGAGCCUCAUCAUUGGCUAUGCCAGGAACCCUUCCUUGAAACAACAGCUCUUCUCCUACGCGAUUCUGGGCUUUGCCCUCUCAGAGGCCAUGGGGCUCUUUUGCCUAAUGGUGGCCUUUCUCAUCCUCUUCGCCAUGUGAAGCAGCUGUUUCCACUUCUGCCUCCCACAGCUCUUUCGUGUCCCGUCUGCCCUGUGCGCUCCUUGUCCUGAGCCCGCCAGGAAGUCUUGGGGAAGUGCUUGGCUCGGGGUUUGACAGAGAAGACAAAUAAAUGCUGUAUUAAUAAGA
Psammomys obesus (fat sand rat) is the source of this 736-nucleotide messenger RNA. It is a transcript of the gene Atp5mc2, whose product is annotated as ATP synthase membrane subunit c locus 2. The record is from RefSeq and is a predicted model, not a curated record. Gene Ontology annotation, molecular function: proton transmembrane transporter activity. Gene Ontology annotation, biological process: proton transmembrane transport; proton motive force-driven ATP synthesis. Lineage: Eukaryota; Metazoa; Chordata; Mammalia; Rodentia; Muridae. The transcript has 4 exons. Bases 143 to 589 code for a protein of 148 amino acids.